Symsagittifera roscoffensis is the source of this 1218-nucleotide messenger RNA. RefSeq lists its product as uncharacterized. The transcript is spliced from 5 exons. Lineage: Eukaryota; Metazoa; Xenacoelomorpha; Acoela; Convolutidae. The record is from RefSeq and is a predicted model, not a curated record. Bases 322 to 906 code for a protein of 194 amino acids.
AAUAAUUUUGUCCAAAUAUUUGAUCGAAUGAAUCUAAUUAAUUUUGAUUGUUUGCGAGAAUAGCAAAAAGAGAUCUCAAACGGGAACUACGUCGCCAACUACAGUAAAAGUAGUCAGUUAAUACGUAAAUUGAAUUUAAUUUACUAUCACGCGUAUAACUAACGUAAUCGACUGGUGAAAAUUGGCCAUUUGCACCAGAAACUGACAAAGUUUGAAUUCAGUUGUUAAUUAUUGACGUUUGAAACUUCGUGAGAAAAUAAUAAGAUUUUUACCGAUUGAAAAAUCUGCCAAGUCAUCUGUGGCCUAAUAGAUCUUGCGCCCAUGUUUUGUCAGAGCCAGUUCUAUGGGAAGCUGAACAGGGGCUGGUGGAUGAUUGGUGCAGGUAUUCUGCAGCUGAUAUGCAUUCUAUUCCUUGCUACCUCAAUGGCAACAGUCGAGUACAAACACAACAACUUCACACAACACGGACAGUUCAUGGUGUGUCCCGGGAAUGGACCUCCCGGAUGUCAGGACACGAAGAAUUUGGCGAUGUUGCGGGCGUCCCAGGUGUGUUCAGCUGUGCAGAUGGUGUUGGCAGUUGGAAUUUGCAGCUAUCUGCUUAAUUUCGGAGUCCUCGUGCUGACCAGACAAGCAGCAUACUACUUCUCCGUUGAGGUGCACCAUCACGUGUACAAUUUUGUCAUUCUGCUGUCGGGCCUACAGCUGGGCACUGGCUUCUUCGGGCCUACCUUGUGCACGUGGACUCUGAACGAGGAAAUGGACCACCUACACUGGGGCUACUCGAUGGUUUUGCACUGGGUCCAACUGCUGUUCUCAUUGCUCUCCUAUCUCUUCGUCUUCCUCGCUCCUCUCUACUCUCGAAGAGAGGACUUCGCAGGAGUUGACGAGGUCAUGAAGACCAUGUGAACACCAGAUUAUUAUACCAACAAAACCACGUGAACAGUAUGAGUUUAUAUUACCACUACGGCCUCGUGAAACUCAUCGAAGUUCCAGACCUGUCAUAAUAUUUUAACUCGAUUAUAUCUCUCUUAAAUUCACUGAUUGUUGAUAGAAAAGGCAAAUAAAAUUCCGGUUGAGAAUGAACUGAUUUGAUUAAAUUCGAGGAAAAAGUAACGUGCAUAUUCUAACUUGCCUUGAAAUCACUGAUGUAAAUAAAAUCUAAUUCGAAUUAAUAUAUACUGUAAAAAUUUAAGCCACUUCACUUAAAUUGAAUGUUAA